Molecule: messenger RNA, 857 nt
Organism: Leptosomus discolor (cuckoo roller)
Lineage: Eukaryota; Metazoa; Chordata; Aves; Leptosomiformes; Leptosomidae
Source: RefSeq, a predicted model, not a curated record
AUGACUGCCUUUUGCAUGAUGAAACAUUUAUGUCAAACAACCAGAAAUGAGAAUAGAUACGCAAAAAGAUUCUUUGGUACUCUUCUGACACAACCACCACAAAAGAAGGUUUUUUCUCCACUCUGGGUUGUGGUACCUGACCCUAGAAAGACAACUCUAUUUGGACUUACUCAACCAUUUUGUAGAGCUGAAAAAUCUCACACAGAAACUGAAAGGAAAGCAGCGUUUGGAAGUGUUGGGCGAAGAAUUCCCUAUCGAAUUUUGCACGUAAUCAACCAGGAUGGCGAGAGCUUAGGAAAUAUGCACCGAGCAGAGGCACUCAAGCUUAUGGAUCAACAUGGCCUGAAACUAGUUCUCCUUCAAGAGAAUGCAGAACCUCCUGUGUACAGACUAAUGACAGGGCAGCAGAUUCAUGAAGAACAGCUUAAACGUGCAGAGAAGAAAAAAGCAAAUCCAAACCCAGGGGUGGUUCAGAAGGAGUUAUCCUUUUCUUCAGCUAUUGCCAAGAACGACUUAGAGACCAAGACUAAACAGAUAGCACAGUGGAUUGAAAAGAAAUACCAUGUUAAAAUUACUAUCCGGCAAGCAAAAGAUAGCAAUACGGACAUGUUAACGCUUUUUGAUGAGAUUUUGGAGACUGUAUCCAAGAAGGCCACUUAUCUUUCCAAGCCAAGAGUUACGAGAGAAGGAGUGAGUACCUGUAUUUUGAGACACAUGUCUGACAAAGAGUUGAAAGCAUAUCAGAAGAGGGAAAAAAACAGUGCAGUGAAGGAAGACGAAAAUGAAGAGCUGAAGUCAAAGGAGUUGCAUCAGUGACUUUAUGAAGAGAUGUAAACAAUAUUAAUUUCUUAUUUAAA